AAAACGUUACCCUACCUCGCCAGCACGUCUCUGUAGCGCCAUCUAUACCCUCGGAAUGCAAUAGAGGCGAUAAAUAACGUGUUUUACUCACCCGCGUUAAGGCUGGAAAGGCUCUAUCGGCAGGCAGGCACGGGCAGGCGGCUCCGGCAGUUUCACGAUUCCGACCUCACCUCAGUUGGCCACCGACCGCCAUAGAGUGCACAUCUGUGGGUUUGCUCCGUGCCAGUCGCGCUCCUGAGUCCGCCCGUGAGCAGGUGGGGCCGUGCCGUGCUGUGCCGCGCCGUGCCGCCCUUUCGUGUGCGUGGAGGGGCCGCACGCAAGCCGCCCCGCACCCUGGAUUUUUGCGUGUACUUAUGGAAACUUGCAGCCAUUUCGAGGGAUGUGAUGCGGACGUGAGUUGACAGGAUGCUGUGCUGGUGGCUGCCGUGGGUGGUGCUGGUGGGGGGCGCGCGGGCGUUCUGUCCCCGCGGGUGCUCCUGUGAUGACAAUGGCCCCAGCCUGCGGUGCGUGGGCGUGGGCAUCAACGUGGUCCCCAUCCUGGCCAACCCUGGCCUUCGCAGCCUCAACCUGACGCACAACGCCAUCAACUCCGUCAGCCACACGCUCGUGUUCUUCGACCAGCUGGAGAAGCUGGAUUUCUCCCAUAAUCAGAUCACCUCGCUGGGCACCACCAACUUCAAGAUGCAGAUGGAGCUGCGGGAGCUGCGCCUCGCCCACAACAACCUGUCGUCCCUGUCGGCGGGCGCGCUGCUGGGCCUCACCUCGCUCUCGCUGCUCGACCUCAGCCACAACUUCCUCUCCGAGCUGCCGCCCGACGUGCUGCAGGAUGUGCCGGGCCUGACGGUGCUCCUGCUGGCACACAACAAGCUCCACACGCUCUUCCAGCACACCUUCCGCGGCUCCCGCAACCUGCACGUCCUCGACCUGUGUGAUAAUUACUUCCGCUACGUGCCCACGGCGCCGCUGGAGGAGCUCAAGUCCCUGAGGGCGCUGCAACUCUGUCGGAACCGCCUGACGCGGCUCGAGCCCAAGGCGUUCUGUCUGCACUCGCUGCUGACGCUCUCCCUGGAGACCAACAGCAUCGACUACAUCGCCGACACGUCUUUCAGCUGCCUGCAGAGGCUGCUAAAGCUAAACCUCAACGACAACCUCCUGCGGGAGGUGCCCACCGCCGCCCUGGCCUCCCUCCUGGCGCUGGAGUCUCUGCACCUCAGCAGGAACAAGAUCAGGAGCCUCGAGGGCGGCGCGUUCAGGAGCCUCGGCCAGCUGGCCACGCUGGAGAUCUCGCGGUGUCCGCUGCUGUCCUCGCUGCACCCCGGAGCGCUCACGCAGUGCGGCGGCCUGCGGAAACUGACGCUGUCCCACAACCCCCUCGUGAGGAACAUCCCGCUGGGCUUCCUCUCCUCCCUCCCGCGCCUCCGCUCCCUCGACCUCCGCUCAAACGGUCUUCGAAGUUUUCCGUCAUCCGAGGUGUCGUGGAGGUCACUAGUGAGUCUUGACCUCAGGGGCAACCCCAUGGUGUGCAACUGCUCGCUGCAGUGGCUGGCGGAGGUGCUCGGGGCCUCCAACGCGUCCCUGUCGGCGCCGGACCUGCAGUGCGCCGCGCCGGACAAGCUCAGAGGACUCUACCUGUCGCGACUCACGACGGGGGAGCUGGACUGCGUGGACCGCCUUCAGGUUGUUUUGGGCAUCGUCGCCGUCUGCGUCUCCUUCGUGCUGCUCCUCAUGCUCUCCCUCAUCCUCUGCAGGUACCGUCGUCAGCGGCAGAGGGACAAGCUGAUGGGUCGCGGGUGGCCUCCUGGUCCCCUCGCGCCCUGGCCCACGGAUGACCACGCCGCCGCCACCAGGCACAUCAUGGCGGACGACUACGGCUACCACGCCUACUCGGUGCGCCACGUGCCCGUCACCAAGGUCUGAGGGACGCCCCGCCGCCCGGACACGCCUUGAGGCUCGUGGGGUGAGGGGCGCCUCGACCUCGGCCGCCUAGUUGGGGUCCGCAAAGGCUUGAGCGAGGAUUGGAAACUUUGGCGCCUGACCGAAAGCUCUUAAGCCUCUGUGAGAAGUGCGAUCACGGCCGGAAACUCUUGGUCGUAAUGCCCGGGGUCAAUGAAGAGGCAUGAGUGUCUUCUUAGCGGACGCCGGGUGUUCUGAGGCCGGGCGAGGCGUUUGGUGGAGAGCGGUGGUUUGCUAGUACGAGGAAGGCUGCUGGGAUUAUUGGGUUCCCUCGACGUAGCGUGGAUGUCUUCUAAGCGGACACCGGGAGUUCGCAUGACUGUCUUUUUAGCGGACAUCGGGAGUUCUGGAGCCGCGGUUGGUCGUUUGGUGUGGCGCGGAGGUCUGUUAACGGGUGGAGAGCUGCCGUGGCGGUUGGGUUACAUCGAUGGAGCGUGGAUGUCCUCUUUAGCGGACACGAGGAGUUCUUUGUUUGGGUCUGGGCAGUCUGUUAACGGAAGGAGAGCUGCUGAGACUGUUGGUUCGACUUGCCGCUUGUUCUGUUCGUCACUUCGGCCUCUUCCACAAUACUGAGACAGAGGAAUCGUAGCCCCUAUGUGACCUUCAUGAUGUUACCGUGACGUUGAUCCCCCCUUGAGUGCAUCGCGAGCCAGGCAUUGUUAGGUUUAUGCUCUUGACGGAUCUGACGCACGCCGAGAUGGAGCCGCACUUAAAGCCUCUUCCAUACUCCCGAAAUGGAAAACAAAUGCAGCUGAAAUAGUGAAGGAGAACCAUUCAUUGUCUUGUUACUCUUGCACGAUCAGACAGCGAGAUGUAACUUGCUGAGAGAGAAAGAGAGAAAAGGAAAGGCCUGUAAGAGGAAUACGUUACUUACAAUACCAACAACGUAAGUAUAGUGAAGGAAAACCAUUGAUUGUCUUAUUCCUCGUCUUGUCGGAUAAGGCCACGAGACGCAACCUACCGAGAGAGAAAACGAGAGAGAAAAGGCAUAUAUUAGGAGUGUGAUAAGAGAUAAAGUGAAGGAAAACUAUACAUUAUCUUUUUCUUCGUCUUGUCGGAAAAAGCCACGAGACGCAAUCUACCGAGAGAGAAAACGAGAGACAAAAGGCAUAUAUUAGAAGUGUGAUAAGAGAAAGAGCGACAGACAAACAAAAGAUUAUAUAAAGGGCGUGACAGUUACAAUACGGACGACUAUUACCAGUUGCUCUCACGACAAGACGAUCUGUAACCCCGCGCAGUGCCGUCGGGUUUUGAACUUUGCACAUAAGUCUAGAGGUCUGCAGCUUGGUCCGUAAAAUCAGUCCGAAGCGAUCACCGAAGUUUGGACACCGUAAUGAAUGCCUCGGGAUCCUCAGCAACGUCGGAAAUCUCUCAUUAAGUGACGCUCAAUGGCAUGUAAGUUGGUAAUGCGUCGUGGAGGAGGAGGAGGAGGAGGAGGAGGAGGAGG
Messenger RNA from Eriocheir sinensis (Chinese mitten crab), 3400 nucleotides. RefSeq names its product chondroadherin-like. Gene Ontology annotation, cellular component: extracellular matrix. Bases 406 to 1917 code for a protein of 503 amino acids. The transcript has 4 exons. Gene Ontology annotation, molecular function: protein binding. The record is from RefSeq and is a predicted model, not a curated record. Lineage: Eukaryota; Metazoa; Arthropoda; Malacostraca; Decapoda; Varunidae.